Messenger RNA from Pungitius pungitius (ninespine stickleback), 4426 nucleotides. RefSeq names its product NACHT, LRR and PYD domains-containing protein 14-like. Gene Ontology annotation, molecular function: protein binding. The transcript is spliced from 12 exons. Bases 134 to 3625 code for a protein of 1163 amino acids. Gene Ontology annotation, biological process: intracellular signal transduction. Lineage: Eukaryota; Metazoa; Chordata; Actinopteri; Perciformes; Gasterosteidae. The record is from RefSeq and is a predicted model, not a curated record.
AUGGAAGCUGAAGGGAAGCACGGAGCUCCUUUUCUACAAAACCUGCUGAGGACAGAAGAGAGCUGCACACUGAGGAAGUUCAUGUCUACAAGAUCACAGGUUGUUGUGAAGGUGUGAAGGUGUGGACUCUGCUAUGAAUCAGGCUGAGGACCCAGAGGACAGAGUCCCUCCCUCUAAAGACCCUCUGUGUGGGGAACAUGACAGACAGACCAAAGCUCAGAGGACCCAUCAGAGACCUGGACCUGGACCCAGCUGUGUGUCCAUGAAGAGUAACCAGUCUAUAGAGCGUCCUAUAUUCUUCAAAGAUGGCCGUCCCUCUGCUGAUGCAAGGAUUCAUCAGAGACCUGGACCUGAACCCAGCUGUGUGUCCAUGAAGAGUAACUGGUCUAUGGAGCGUCCUAUAUUCUUCAAAGAUGGCCGUCCCUCUGCUGGUGCAAGGACUCAUCAGAGACCUGGACCUGAACCAAGCUGUGUGUCCAUGAAGAGUAACCAGUCUAUUGAGCGUCCCAUAUUCUUUAAAGAUGGACAUUCCUCUCUUGAUCCAAGAGUGGACCAGCAGAGCUCAGAGGUUCCGACAGGUCCGUCUGCCCAGCAGCAGCAAACACACCUGGACUCCAUCUUCAUGCUGCUGGAGGAGAACAUCCUCACCUUUGUGAAGAACGAGCUGAAGAAGAUCCAGAAGGUUGUGAGUUCAGAUUACCCAGAAUGCUUAGAGAGGGAGGAUGAGGAGGUGCUGGAUGAAGAGCAGAGGAGGAGCAGAGAAGCAUUUGUGAAGAUCUCAGUGCACUUCCUGAGAAGAAUGAAGCAGGAGGAGCUGGCUGAGCGUCUGCAGAGCAGACUUCUUCCUGCAGACUGUCAGCGUGAUCUCAAAUCCAACCUGAAGAAGAAGUUCCAGUUUGUGUUUGAGGGGAUCGCUAAAGCAGGAAACCCAACCCUUCUGAAUGAGAUCUACACAGAGCUCUACAUCACAGAGGGAGGGACUGCAGAGGUCAAUCAAGAACAUGAGGUCAGACAGAUUGAAACAGCAUCCAGGAGACCAGAAACAACCAUCAGACGAGAAGACCUCUUCAAAGCCUCAGCUGGAAAAGAGGAACCAAUCAGAACAGUGAUGACUAAGGGAGUGGCUGGCAUUGGGAAAACAGUCUUAACACAGAAGUUCACUCUGGACUGGGCUGAAGACAAAGACCACCAGGACAUACAGUUCACAUUUCCAUUCACCUUCAGAGAGCUGAAUGUGCUGAGAGAGAAGAAGUUCAGCUUGGUGGGACUUGUUCAUCACUUCUUCAGUGAAACCAGAGCAGCAGGAAUCUGCAGGUUUGAAGAGUUGCAGGUUGUGUUCAUCUUUGACGGUCUGGAUGAGUGUCGACUUCCUCUGGACUUCCACAACAAUGAGAUCCUGACUGAUGUCACAGAGUCGGCCUCAGUGGAUGUGCUCCUCACAAACCUCAUCAGGGGGAAGCUGCUUCCCUCUGCUCGCCUCUGGAUAACCACACGACCUGCAGCAGCCAAUCAGAUCCCUCUUGAGUGUGUUGGCAUGGUGACGGAGGUCAGAGGGUUCACUGACCCCCAGAAGGAGGAGUACUUCAGGAAGAGAUUCAAAGAUAACAAGCAAGCCAGCAGGAUCAUCUCUCACAUCAAGACCUCACGAAGCCUCCACAUCAUGUGCCACAUCCCAGUCUUCUGCUGGAUCACUGCUACAGUUCUGGAGGUGGUGUUGAAGACCAGAGAGGGAGGAGAGCUGCCAAAGACCCUGACUGAGAUGUACAUCCACUUCCUGGUGGUUCAGUCCAAAGUUAAGAAGGUCAAGUACGAUGGAGGAGCUGAGACAGAUCCACACUGGAGUCCAGAGAGCAGAAAGAUGAUCGAGUCUCUGGGAAAACUGGCCUUUGAUCAGCUGCAGAAAGGCAACCUGAUCUUCUAUGAAUCCGACCUGACAGAGUGUGGCAUCGAUAUCAGAGCAGCCUCAGUGUACUCAGGAGUGUUCAAUCAGAUCUUCAGAGAGGAGAGAGGACUGUACCAGGACAAGGUGUUCUGCUUUGUCCAUCUGAGUGUUCAAGAGUUUCUGGCUGCUCUUCAUGUCCAUCUGACCUUCUACAGCUCUGGUGUCAAUCGGCUGUCUGGAGAACAAACGACCUCCCUGGUGUCUAAAGUCUUUAGAGACAAACCUAAACCAAAACGUCUCUACCAGAGUGCUGUGGACCAGGCCUUACAGAGUCCUAAUGGACACCUGGACUUGUUCCUCCGCUUCCUCCUGGGUCUUUCUCUGGAGACCAAUCAGAGUCUCCUACGAGGUCUGCUGACACAUACAGGAAGUCUUUCACAGACCAAUCAGGAGAUAGUCCGGUACAUCAAGGAGAAGAUCAGUGAGGAUGUGUCUCCAGAGAAAAGCAUCAAUCUGUUCCACUGUCUGAAUGAACUGAAUGAUGGUUCUCUAGUGGAGGAGAUUCAACAGUCCCUUAGAUCAGGACGUCUCCCCACAGAUAAACUGUCUCCUGCUCAGUGGUCAGCUCUGGUCUUCAUCUUACUUUCAUCUGAAGAAGAUCUGGAGGUGUUUGACUUGAAGAACUACUCUGCUUCAGAGGAGGCUCUUCUGAGGCUGCUGCCAGUGGUCAGAGCCUCCAACAAAGCUCUACUGGGUGUCUGUACCCUCUCAGAGAGAAGCUGUGAAGCUCUGUCCUCAGUCCUCAGCUCCCAGUCCUCUAGUCUGAGAGAACUGGAUCUGAGUAACAACAACCUGCAGGAUUCAGGAUUGAAGCUGCUGUGUGAUGGACUGAGGAGUCCACACUGUGACCUGGAGACUCUUAGCCUGUCAGGCUGUCUGAUCACAGAGGAAGGCUGUGCUUCUCUGGCCUCAGCUCUGAGCUUCAACCCCUCCCACCUGAGAGAGCUGGACCUGAGCUACAACCAUCCAGUGGAUUCAGGAGCGAAGAUGCUGUCUUCUGGACUGAAUGACCCACACUGGAAGUUGGAAACUCUCAGGGUGGAGCCUUCUGGAGUCCGAUGGAUGACACCAGGUCUGAUGAAGUAUUCCUGUGAACUCACAAUCGACACAAACACAGUAAACGGAGACCUCAAACUGUCUGACAACAACAGGAAGGUGACAUAUGUGUGGGAGGUUCAGUCAUAUCCUGAUCAUCCAGACAGAUUUGACUCCUGUCCUCAGCUGCUGUGUAGAACUGGUCUGACUGGUCGCUGUUACUGGGAGGUCCAGUGGAGCGGAUACGUUUAUGUAUCAGUGAGUUACAGAGGAAUCAGGAGGAAAGGAGUCAGUGAUGACUGUGUGUUUGGAUGGAAUGAUCAGUCUUGGAGUCUGGGAUGCUCUUAUAAAGGUUACUCUGUCCGUCACAAUAAGACAGAAACACACAUCACCUCACCCCCCUCCUCCUCCUCCUCUGGUAGAGUAGCAGUGUAUGUGGACUGUCCUGCUGGCUCUCUGUCCUUCUACAGAGUCUCCUCUGACUCACUGAUCCACCUCCACACCUUCAGCACCACAUUCACUGAACCUCUUUAUCCUGGGUUUGACUUCUUGUCCUGUUCUAGUUCUAGUUCCUCAGUGUCUCUGUGUUCUCUGGAGGAGGGAGAGUCUCGUCCUGGUGGAGAACCUUCCUCUCUGCUCACCACAUAGUUCAGUCUUUACAGGAUGUAUUUCAAUUACUUUUCUCUCCGACUAGCCCAAUGUGAAAAAGAGCAACAGCUCCCAUAGCCACUCAGGUAGAGUGUAAAAUGACGCUCGACAGUGACGUUUGCCUUUGAUCAUGUGAAAGUGAAGCUGUGUCUUCAGUGUUAAACAUGUGACGUCAGACUGAUGAAACAGGGCCUCAGCGGGAUUUGAUUCCCAUUGAAUUAAAGUGCUUUUUUUAUUCAUGUAUAAAUAUCAAAACAAACAUCACAUUCAUAAAAAGAAUUUAGUAGCAAAUGUUUAUUUUGCAAACUGAUCACAAUUAACCUCACAGCAACGAUUUAAGAAAGGUAUUCCAAGCCAAACGUUUUUAAGUACAAUAAUGCAUUUAUUUAAAGCAGUUUCAUCAAAAUAUUGCUUUUCAUUUAGAGUUAAUAAUCGAUUUUUCUUCCAGGACACUAUUGACACUAUUAUUCUUCAGAAUAAUGCAUUUUACUAUUUUUUAUUUUUAUAUUUCUCUUAAAUUCACCUAAACUUACCAUCAGAUAAUGUGUAACUAGCAUAAUUUAACUUGACAUUCAGGGACUUGAUCCUUAUCAUAGAAGUGUAAUUAAAUUUGUGCCACACCGUCAUUAAAAGAUUGUUCCUUUGUUUUUUAAAGUGUAGUCAGAGUGAAGUUAAAGCUUCAUGCCUUACAGCUGCAUCCUGUGUAGUGACCAGCAGGGGGCGACUCCUCUGCUCCCAUAGACGUCUAUGAGGAAAUGACUCUACUUCUGUGUAGUGACCAGCAGGGGGCGACUCCUCUGC